AUGAGCAACUCAGGAAAGGAAACGGAAGCAAGCUAUGAGCAACAGUGCUAUGACAAGGUGGAGAAAGCGUCAGGGGCAUUGAACAUCUUUAAAGUUCCAAAUAAACUUCGAAAAGUGAAGGAGGAUGUUGGGGAAAAGCAUGAGCUUGCAGCUAUGCAAGAGCAUAAACAUCGUUACAGGAGAUACUUUGAGAAGCGUUUGAAUGAGUCUGCCACAUCCCGUGAGAGCUUUGAAAGUUUUUUCAUUAAUACCUUAGCGGAAAAGAUUGCGAGCUGCUAUGUUGGAAGAAUUAGGUGCCAUCCUGAGGAAUUUAUAAUUGAAAUAAUAGGACUUGAUGGCUACUUCACAUUGGAACUUUUCCUCAGGUAUUAUGAACACUACAACUUAAACAUGAUGUUAGAAGAGCAAUCUGAUGACCCAAUAUUCAAUACUAUCUGGAUAAUUCCGGCACUUCGCCAGGAUCUAGCUUUAGUUGAAAACCAGAUCCCCUUUUUUAUUCUCCAAACUCUGUUUGAGGCUAUCAAGCCUCAUCUCAAGGCCAACGGCAAGCCAGCACCGAACUCGGUCACUAGCCUUGCUCUUCAUUUCUUUGAACCUGCAGCUAUGAAGAACCAAAAGGCAAUAAUAAAAGGAGUUGAUGAUCCUCCUGGCGGCACAGAGGGCUACAAGCAUCUGCUUGAUCUCUUGCACAAAUUCUAUCUCCCAAGUCAGCCUAAGAGUACUAAUAAUAAGCAGCACCCUGCUGGGGCUGGUAAUUCCUCAAUUAUCAACAUCACCAUUGACCCUCGCUAG
This is a messenger RNA of Prunus armeniaca (apricot), 792 nucleotides long. The record is from the annotation of a GenBank genome assembly. Lineage: Eukaryota; Viridiplantae; Streptophyta; Magnoliopsida; Rosales; Rosaceae.